CCUGUCAAUACAAUAUUUAGUCUUUCAGAAUUAAUGGAACCUCUGGGUAAUAAAGUCGAGUUAACAACUUUUGUUAAAGAACUAAUAGGAAAAUGUAUAUUGAAGAAGUUAAGAGAAGUCAAAACAAGCUUGCACUUCGAAAGAAUUCAUCAAAUUUCCUGAGGGAAUUGAAUAUGCAACUGACAAUUCUAAAGGCAGUUGGACUAUUUCCAAUUGUCAAACAGAUCAGUGAUUAUGAAAUCGAAGGUCCAUCUCACCAGAACAACAUAUAUUCGACGAUUAUCCGGGGCAUUAUACAUAGCUUGACCAUCUUCAACUUGUACAGCAUGUUCCAACGGCAUUCGGUUGAGGGAUUCUCAACGGAACGGGAAACGGAUAACAUCAAUCAGUACAUUGAGAUAAUAAUCACCAUCACCACCUACACCGGAACCAUCAUCCUAUGCUCGAGACAUUCCAAUGACUUUCUGAAUAUUCUAAGGGACAUCCUUAAGAUCGAUUCCAGCAUCGAGCAAAGAUAUCAAGUUAAAGUUCAAAAUCAUUGCAAAUUUGCUCAAAUCACAGUUUUGGGAAUUUUUGCAGUUCAAUUAUUUUUGAUAAGUUUAAAAUUCACAAGCGGAGAUUUUACGAGUUCGAUUCAGUAUUUGUUUUUCUUAUUCUAUGCUUUUCAAAAUUGUAUUUGUUCGAUGUUUAUGAUACUUCUUUCGGCAUUGCUUCAGGUUGUUUCGCAGCGAUUUGAUUUUGUCAAUGCGAUUCUGGAGAAAUUCUCCUACAACAUGAUCGAAAUGAAGAUAGAGCAACGAUUGUUUGAAGAGGAUGUUACAUUUGUGUUUCGAUUGCACAAUAGACUUUUGAUAAUCUUUAAGCUGUUGAAUGAGUCGUGUAGUUUGAUGGUUGCCUUAUUUAUGGGUUAUGCUUUUUAUAGCAUAACAACAAAGACGUAUAAUAUUUUUGUGGAAUUUACAACUUACGAGGUGGUGUCAUGGGUUUUUCUGUUGGACUGCUUUGCUUGGCUGGCUGUGAAUACGACUCUUUUGGCAAUAUUAGCGAAUAUUUGCGGGCAAGCUACAAGGAAGGCUAACACAUUACAACAAGUGGUAGCAAAGAUCUAUGGAAGAAACAAGGACUCUCAAACCAUUAUUGAUAAAUUUUUAACCAAGAGUAUAAGACAGGAAGUAGAGUUUACAGCGUAUGGAUUUUUUGUUGUUGAUAAUUCUACACUUUUUAAUAUAUUUUCGGCAGUUACAACAUAUCUAGUUAUUUUGAUUCAGUUUAAAGAACUUGAAGAGACAAAAGUAGAGACUCCUACUACCAUCAGGGUGCCCAUACCCAGUAACCGAACUACAGCGCAGUAAACACAGAAAGUA
Eupeodes corollae is the source of this 1364-nucleotide messenger RNA. It is a transcript of the gene Gr32a, whose product is annotated as gustatory and pheromone receptor 32a. The record is from RefSeq and is a predicted model, not a curated record. NCBI's taxonomy places the organism in Eukaryota, Metazoa, Arthropoda, Insecta, Diptera, Syrphidae. Gene Ontology annotation, biological process: sensory perception of taste. The coding region runs from base 93 to 1352 and encodes 419 amino acids. Gene Ontology annotation, cellular component: neuronal cell body; dendrite; membrane. The transcript has 4 exons.